AUGGUGGCCAACGGUCACCCGGACCGCUUCCCCACGCGCCGCGAGCUGCUCGCCGCCGGCCGGCACGACCUCGUGGCGGCGUGCCUGGCGGACGGCGGUUGGCUCAGCGCCGGCUGGGACGUGGGGGACGCGGGGGACGCGGGGACGGCGGAUGCGGGGACCGGGGAUGGGGUAAAGGGGGAUGCGCAGAAGGGGAAUACAGGGAAGGGGAAUGCGGGAGAAAAUGCAAGUGGAUGGGGGAUAACAGAGGCUAGUGGAAGACGUGGGAAUGGCAGGGAGGGUCAACCGGGAGCUGAUAGUAGAGGGAAGGGUUGGGCAGAAGGGGGAAGCGGGGAAGAGGGUGCCACGCCAAGAGGGGUUGGAGGAGGAAUGGGGUUCACCCCCGCCGCUGCCCCUCCCUUCUCCUCGCGUAAUUCGUUUCCAGAGCCUCUAUCCUGGGCGCUCGAGGCUUCUCACGAGGACGCGUCCUCUUCGUCAGAGGAGGAAGAAGUAUUGUCAGCUGGGGAGGGCUGGUCAGAGGGGGAGGGGGGAAGCAGCAGCGAGUGGGAGGAAUUCUCGUCGUCAUCAGAGGAUGAUUCCGGUUCAGACGAGGGCAGAGGUUCCACCGCACAGAGGGAAGGAGGCUUAGCGUCAGGCCCAGCGUCAGGCUUGCCCUCAGCGUCAGGCUUGCCCUCAGGGUCAGGCACAGGGUCAGGCUCAGAUGGGGAAGCGAGGGCGUUUACAAGCGGAGAGGGGAGCGCGUCUGAAAGCGGGGGAACGAGCACCUCAGGGUCGGACGGCGAGGGGAAGGUGUCUUCAAGUGUGGUGCAGGGCGCGCAGAUGCGCCUAGCGCCAACAAUCUCCGGUGCAAGCCCUCUGGGCAGUUCCGGUGCAAGCCCUCUGGGCAAUUCCGGUGCAAGCCCUCUGGGCAGUUCCGGUGCAGGGGCUCUGGGUUAUGCCGCUGCCGGCUCUCCCGUUGACCCUGGUGCAAGCGUGCCAAGCAGUGCGCGUGGGGGGCAGGAGAGGGGGUACGGGGUUCAGGGGAGCAAGCGUGGGGGCGAUGGGAGCAGGCAGCAGGACAGGGUGCGGGGCGGGGAGGAGAGUGGGAGCGAGAGUGAGGGCGUGAGUGAUGGUGAGGGUAGUGGAGGCGAGGAAGGGGAGGGGAGGGGUGGGAGGGAGAAGGGUGCUAGUGACCGGGGGGCAAGCAGGGCGCGGAGGGGGGGUGGGAGGAGGGGCCCUGCUGCACUGCGGCAGCAGCUGCAGGCGUUCUCAGCGGCAGCGGGGCAGGCAGGCAUCAUGCCGACACAGGAGCAGCUGAGACAAGCGGGGCGGGGGGACCUGGCAGCCGCACUCAGGCAACUGGCGAGGGAGCAGGCGGGGGGAGGGGCAUGGCGGGACGGGGAGGGGCGUGCAAAGGAGGGAGAGGAGGGGGUGCAAUGGUGGCGGAAGGGGGCGGAGGAGACGGCGGUUAUGGGGAUGGGGCCAGGGCAGGAAAUGCAGGGGAUUGAGGGGAUGGGGGGCAUGGGGAGAGUGGGCGGAGGAGGGAGGGGUGAGGCAGUACCAGCAGCAGGGCAGAGAGCAACACAGGGCGCAGGAGGGGGAGAAGGGGGAGGUGGGGAUGCGGUGGGGAGGGGCAUGGGGUGGAGUGCGGUGGCGAGGCUGAUGGGGCUGGGCAGGCGGAGGAGGGGGCGGGCAGCAGGGGGGGCGGAGGGGAAGGGAGGGGGAGCGGAUGAGGGCGAGGGUGGUAGUGAGGGGGGCGGUGUGGCAGGAGCUGUACCGGAGGAGUCAGUGGUUAUGAGCAGUCCUGUUAAGCCGCGGAGGCCAGUUGGUCGCCCUAGAAAGAACCCUCCAGCAAACCAGGGGCGAGCAGAGGAGGCAGGGAGGGGAGCAGUACAGGAGCCUGGUGUGGGGCUAAGCAUUGGAGGAGGGGGCGUUGAGGGGGCCACGGGGAAGGACGAGGGGGAGAAGGGGAGCAGAGAGGAGGCAGAGGAGGAGGAGAAGAGGAGGAGAGUGGGUGAUGGGGGUGUGGGGGUAGGGAGUGUGUUGGAAGGGAGAGUGGGGGAGGGGAGUGUGGGAGAGGGGAGGGUGGGGGGAGCGAGGGUGAUCGAGGGGAGUGUGGGGAAUUUGGACGGCUUUGAUGCAGCACUGAGUGCCAGCCUGGCGAAUCUGAUGGCGUUCAGAAAGAGGCUGGAGGGGUUGGAGGCUGGUGCUGGCAGCAUAGCUGCUGUUGCAGGGACUGGUGCAGGGACUGGUGCAGGGGCAGGCACAGCUGCAGGGAUUGCUUCAGGGACAGCUGUAGGGACAGCUGCGGGGACUGGUGCAGCUCAAGAGCCCUCACAGGACCAGAUAACGCCUCCCUCUCCCCAAGCUGAGAUAGCGCCUUCUUCUCCUCAAUCCCAGAUAACACCUCCCCCACCUCUUCCCCAGAUAGCAGUUGGUGCUCAAGACGAGGUGGCACCUUCCCCAGAUGGACCUGGCGUGAGGAAGAGGAGGCGGAGGGUGGGAAGGAAAGGGAGCGAGGGUGAGGUGGGGAGGAGAGGCAGUGCAGGGAUGGGUGCUGAUGGGGCUAAUGCACCCACUGCUGAUUCUUUCACUGGGACUGGCGCUGCUGCUAGUGUGGGUACUGAUGCUGUUGGCGGUGGGUCUGCUGCUGUUGAUCUUCCAGGGGUUGGUACUGAUGAUGAGGAUGCGUCUGCUUCAGCUGCAGCCGUGCUGUCACGGCUUGUGGGUGCGUUCCCCCCAUCCCCAUCCGCUUCCUCCUCGGCUCGCGGCUCCGCCUCUUCUGCUGUAGAGGCGCCAGGAACCACAGCGGGGGCGGCAGCAGAAGAAGACGCAGCACGUGAGGCACCAGCACCACCCCCUCCAGCAGCAGCAGCAGCGGCAGAUGCAGACAAGACAGGGCGUUCACCAACAGACUCGCAACGGCCAUCAGAAAACAGACCACAGAGCAAGGAACCUUCCUCACCUCCAGUGCGCAAGUUCCGGUUACCACCUCCCCCUGCUUCGCCAGUUGAGCCUCCCCCAGCUGCUGCCUUCCUCAGGCGCGACCCGGAUGAGCUGGCAGGCGUGACGGGGCGCAUCCGAUCUCUCGAGCAAUCGCUGGCUGCCACGCGUGCGGCGCUGAGGCAGGGGAGGGAGGCGCUGAGUCGGCGAGAUGCUGAGCUGGAACAGGUCAGUGCUGAGGUGGACGAUAUGCUCAGCCGCACAUUGGGCGAGCUGCUGCGGCUGACAGACUCACUAGAGUUCAGAGAGAGUGAGAUGCGCAGUCGCACAAUGGGCGAGCUGCUGCGGCUGACAGACUCACUAGAGUUCCGAGAGAGUGAGAUGCUGCGCACGCGAGCCGAGCUGCGCUCCACGCGUGCCGAGGGGGCUGAGAUGGAGAGUGAGAUGGUGCACAUGCGAGCAGAGCUGUGGUCCACGCGCGCCGAGGUGUCUGCUCUCGAAGGCAUAUUCGCUGCGGAGUUCAGGGAGACAAGGUGCGUGUUGGAGGAGAAGGAUCAGCAGCUGGGGGAGCUGCAGGUGGUGCAUGUGCAGCUGACGCCCACUCGAGUGGGAGACGAGGCGCGUGUUGGAGGAGAAGGAUCAGCAGCUGGGGGAGCUGCAGGUGGCAUACGUGCAGCUGAGGCCCACUCGGGUAGUGUGGCCCAACCCCGGGAAUGA
Messenger RNA from Closterium sp. Naga37s-1, 3639 nucleotides. Lineage: Eukaryota; Viridiplantae; Streptophyta; Zygnematophyceae; Desmidiales; Closteriaceae. The record is from the annotation of a GenBank genome assembly.